This is a messenger RNA of Bolinopsis microptera, 4042 nucleotides long. Its product is annotated as ATPase MORC2A-like. The record is from RefSeq and is a predicted model, not a curated record. Gene Ontology annotation, cellular component: nucleus. Lineage: Eukaryota; Metazoa; Ctenophora; Tentaculata; Lobata; Bolinopsidae. Gene Ontology annotation, molecular function: zinc ion binding. Bases 53 to 2743 code for a protein of 896 amino acids. The transcript has 16 exons.
CAAACUAUUUUCACAACUACAAUUAAAUACAUUUAUUGAGGCUGAUGGUAAUAUGAGCAAGUACACAGCAUUGAGCAGGGCUCAGCUCAGUUUUGAAUAUCUGCACACCAACAGCACAACUCAUGAAUUCCUGUUUGGGGCCCUAGCAGAGCUUCUCGACAACUCAAGGGAUGCUGCAGCCACAAAAGUCAACAUUUUCACAGUCCAAAGAGAAGACCUCCGAGGAGGAUGCAUGCUAUGUUUUCUAGAUGAUGGUGACGGUAUGGAACCAGAUGAAGUAUCAUCAGUUAUGAGAUUUGGGUCGUCUUGUAAGAAAUCUGGGGAGUCAAACAUGAUUGGACAGUAUGGUAAUGGCCUCAAAUCUGGCUCCAUGAGGAUAGGGAAGGAUUUUGUUUUGUUUACAAAAAAAGAAAAUACAAUGAGUUGUCUGAUGCUGUCAAGGACUUUUCACGAAACAGAGAAUUUGAACGAGGUUAUAGUGCCCAUGCCAAGUUGGAACAGACAAACCAGACUCCCACUUCCUGCUCAUGAUGACGACAGGGAAAAGCAUUCCAUUGAGCUGGAUUUAAUACUUAAGUACUCUCCAUUCAACACGAAGAAACAGCUGUUUGAACAGUUUGAUAAGAUUGACAGUGAUACAGGGACAUUGGUGGUGGUUUACAACCUAAAAACACUAGAUGAUGGGGAACCUGAAAUCGAUAUCUACACAGAUCCGCAAGAUAUACUGUUGACACAGAUGGACUACGAGAAAGAGUAUGAAGAUGAACGGGAGCACUUCACCAUCCCAGAGAAGAAGUCUUUUCGUGCUUACACGGCAGUUCUUUACCAAGAGCCCAGGAUGCGCAUCUAUGUGCAGAAUUCUAAAGUCAGAACUAAACGACUGGAAACUCUAACUCAUUUAACAAAACAGUACGAGUAUUCCUCAGCUCGGUUCAAAGCUCGAUCAGAAAAAGAAACAUUUGAAGCAGAAAACCGUUGCAAGCUGGCAGAAGAACGGGCACGAGAAGCUGAAUCAGAUGCGCGGAGCGUAGAGAGACGUCUAGGAGAGGGGGGGUCUAAGGAGGAGAGGAUGGAGAUGAGGAUAGCUCAGAGACAUGCUAUAGAGUGUAGGAGGGACUGUGAGGUUCUCAAGAAACUAGCUGAGAGAAAACGAAAAUCAUUGAAAGAACCAAAGACCCUCAGAUUCACAUUCGGUCUGAACAUCCAAAACAGGAAAUGUUUCGGAAUGUUUGUUUACAACUGCAGUCGCCUGAUAAAGAUGUACGAGCGCGUGGGACCUCAGCUAGAGGGAGGCAGUUCGGGUGUGGGGGUCAUUGGUGUUGUUAAUGUUCCUUAUUUAGUACUGGAACCUACGCAUAAUAAGCAGGACUUUGCUGACGCUAAGGAGUACAGGCAUCUGUUGCGAGCCCUAGGAGAGCACCUCCAUCACUACUGGCAGGUGUGUGGAGUAGUAGACCCCCGUACAGGAUCUGGUGUCAGGAACUUCUGGGCUGAGUUCGGAUACUUCACCAAUAAGUGGACUGAGGAACCCAGUCAGGAACCGAAAUAUAUGAAGAAACGACUCAUGAAGACUAACCAGUGGAUGCAAUGCGAUCGGUGUCUAAAGUGGAGAGUACUGCCGUUUUCUCACGCUAAUUACAAAGUCAACGAGAGCCUAAGUGACGAAUGGACUUGUCAUCAAAACCCUGAUGUCAACUAUAACAAGUGUAUGAUAGCAGAACAGCAGAUAAAGAUUCCCUCAGCCAGUAUUGCACAAAAACCUUUCGAGGAUAAAACUCCAAAAAAAGCAAUAGAGGCACCUCGUGAUCGGAAGAAGAGUGGGGAAGAAAGGAGGAAAUCUGCUGCUGAUGAUAUCAUCGCUAGACGUAGUUCUAAGAGGAGUGUAUCCCCUAUAGUAAUGUCCAGAACCCCGGAGACAGCUAAGAAGAGCUCCUCUAAACUUGUCUCUAAAUCCACACCUAAACCCCCAAAAGCAGUCGUAUCAGAGAAAAAGUCAGAUAAUGUGAAGGAGAACAGCUCGAGGAUUCCUUCAAAAAGGAACGCAGUGGAACCUCCCGGGUUUGACCGGGAAGAGUACAAACGAUUAAAAGAGAAAUACAAAAAGAAGGCUGCUGCUGCGGUUGAAGACGAGGAGGAGAGUGAGGAAGAGGAAGAGAAACCUACAGUAAAGAAGAAUGGUAUUCUCGGAAGUAAAAGGAGUAUAACCCCUCAAAAAAGUACAGAACUGCCGAACAAGAAACCGAAAGAGAACAAACCCAACAACCACCAUGCCGAUAUCGCUAGUCCAAACAAGAAUAACAACAUCGAGAAAGUUGAAGCUCCCCGAGAGGUGGUGAACCUUAAGAAAAUACAAGAUAAAUUAGCGGAGAGUUUGCGGCUGUGUUUACAUUACUUCUCCCCUCCCUCCUGGCCAACUAAAAAGGAGGAUCUUAUUAACCUGGACCUAGAUAAACUCCUAGACUUUCCUUUGAAUAAGUUUUUCGACACAUACGAAGUGAAUCUAACAGAACUGAUAGCACAGUAUCAGCAACACGCUUCAGACGCAGAGAAAAGGGCCGAGACAACCGAAACUAAACUAGCUAAUCUUAGAAAACUUGUCAUGCAGCUUCUAAAACCUUCUCUUAAUUUCGACACAGAAACAGACUGUAAUACAGACGAGAUAGGAGACAAUGUAGACGAGAUCCUAGCAGCGGUGGUAAAAGAGAGCACCAAGAGUAGUCAGCCAAGUGAUGUCACUUCGUGACGUCACACCCUCUCCCACGUGACGUCAUACCAACGUUCACGUGACGUCAUACUACCUCUUACAAAUGAGACUUGAUUGAAGGAGUUAAUUUAAAGUGUGUUUCUCAGAGCAGUGUGUUGCUUCGCGGCUUCGUUAAAAGAUUAAAUAAUGGAAAAUAAGAAUUCUUCUCCAGCUCUCAGAUCUAAUACACUACACAGCAAUUCUCUGAGAUGCGUGAAAAAUAUGAACAUUGUUUAAUUUGUUUGUUUUCCCGUAAACAUAAUUGCAAAAUUGUUGAUUUGCACUUUAAAAAGCAUUAAUCGUUUUCCAUUCAAAUCGUGUACUUCGUUCUCAUGUUUUUAUAACUUCAGUGAUCUGAAUUGGAAACUACACAAUAAGUACACAAGCAUUACAUAUUUUGAGGUUAAUAUAUAGAAUAAUAGACAAUAUAUUAUAGUUCAAUGUAGUAAGAGUACGAUUACAAUAUAUUAUAGUUCAAUGUAGUAAGAGUACGAUUAGAGCACCAUGUUUACAGAACUUACCAAUAUCUGGUUUUUUGUUUUUUUAUUAAUUUGUGUGACAUAGCUUAAAUUAAAAACUAGCAUUACUUAUAUUCUAAUGAUAAUAAUGAAGCAGUCUUCAAUCUUCAUCCACCGUAUAUAGUAAGAAGUACAGUUUGCAUAUAAAACACUUUUCGCUAUUUGAAGUUUAUUUCUUUCACAGAAUAAGAAAAUUGAAUGUUGAACGUUGGUAAUCUAGCUAUAUAAGUUAUGACGCAGCGCCGAGCAUUGCGCGCACAAUAAAAUAAUUAACUUAUUAACGAGGUGUAAGCUUGCACAAGAAUAUUAUUUCCACCAGGAGAAGCUCAUUAUGAUACACCCGAGAAAAUUUGGUUUUCGAUGGAAGUUUAGAAUUUGUUUAGAUGUCACACGUAGGAUCUAACAUUUUACUCUUGCUUUAUGUUGUCAUUAAUUAUUUUAAUUUUACUGCUAUUUUGAAGACAUCUAUUCUUGAGUAUUUCCUUACGUAGCCAACGUACGCGUUAUAUGGGGGGGGGGGGGGGGGGCAUGAUACCCCCGUUUUAUAUUACCAGCUAGAACUUAAUACUUAUGCAUGUGGUAUUUUGCGAUUCAGAAUACGAUUCAAAAAUUUAUAAAAAUUAGAUUAGAUUUGAUUACGCAUGAAAUUGAACCAAUUAUGCAUUAUAUAUCUCAAACUUACACUAUAAAUACUAUUAGGUUGUAAAAAACAAGAAGACAAAGAAAAUGCCUCCCAGAAGGAAAAAGAAAAGGCCCGCAAAGGUCAUAGACCUCGAAACAG